GAUACGAAACUACGCCAGCCGACAAUUUGCCCAGGCAGUGAGCAUCUUGGGGGAAGGAAGUACCGCUUAGUUGGGGCUUGUGCAUGACUAACAUGUUUACUUCCUAAUUAAACCCUAGAGAUUUUAGAGGGGUAAUAACCUCUUGGCAGGAGUCAAAAUGGCUUUUCUUCAUAAAGGCAUAUCUCGACUUCAAGCCGAAAAGCGUCUAUUACAAAACAAAGAGGAUGGAAGUUUUCUUAUACGAGAAAGUGAGACUGUACCAGGAGCCUAUGUGCUUUGUCUUCUUUGUCAAGGACGUGUUCACAAAUAUCGAAUCCUCCCUGAUUUGGAUGGCAAACUUUCUGUUCAAUCAGAAAACAGUUUGCUGGAGCCUAGAUUCGUGGAUUUAUCCCACCUAGUUCAAGAAUAUAUGAAACGAGGGGAUAAAAAUGGUCUUGUAUGUGCCAUGAAAAAAAUUGUGGCAGUAGAGCGUUCAGAAAAACUUGAUGAGCCUGAUUCAGAUGAUGAUGAUUUUGAAGCCAAUGCAGCAGAUCCCAGUGCACGGCAUAAUACUGUCAGUACUCUUCGAAUGCAAUUCUUAAAGAAUUUUGCCAGAUUAGAUUUGUCCAAAACUGAAGGUGAAUUUAUGACCAUUCUCAAGCAAUACAUUGAUGAAGGUCAAGAUGAAGACCUUGUUUCAAUGAAAGCUGGAAACACCAAAUUACCUGGUCUUCAGAAACUGCUAUGGACUAUAGCUAAGCCCUUAGUCAAAGAGUUCGACAAUUUCUUAUUGAAAAUGGGUUUAGUUAGAGAUCUCUUCAGUGACGUACCCAAGGAACAGAAAUGGAAAGAGUUGGAGGCCGAGAAUUUUGGUGUUGAGGAAAUGUCCAACAAAUUCAAUGAGUGUAAAGCAGCUUUAGAAGAUCUGCAAGCUGGGGCUCAAGAUUUCUUGAAAAACUAUGGUAUAAAAGAUCAAGGAAGCCAUGGAGAUUAUACAGAAAUUGAUUUUGAUAUGAUGAAAACUGCCCCCUUUUUACAGUCUGUUCCACAACAGCCAAUUCCUGAAGCAAUAUUUGAAGUACGGGCUGUGAAACAUGGAAAACCAAUGGGUCGAGUAACAUUAAAAGUUGAUGUUCAAACUGGCCGUUUGUUUGCUGUAAAACCUUCCAAAGAUAUUUUAGAUGCUAGUAACACAUUCUCCCAUGAAAAAAUUUUGCAGCUGAUCAAAAAAUCAACUGAUAACUGUCGACUGGAUAUUGUAAUAGAAGGGAAAAAGACAUUUACUUAUCAAUUUGAAAGUGUACAUGCCCGAGAAAACUUUUGUCAACAUAUAUGUCAAAUGAAGAGCAUGCAUUCUACUGCAGAAGAAAUAGAUCAAGUAUCUAUCUUUAUUGGAACAUGGAAUAUGGGUACUGCCCCAUUUACUGAAAGUCUUAAUAGCUGGGUACGAUGUCAAGGAGCAGGAAAAAUUCGAGAGCCCCUUGUAAUGGGAGUAAUUCCUCAUGAUUUAUAUGUAAUUGGAACCCAGGAGAGUUCAUUAACUGAAAAAGAUUGGGUCAACUGCCUAAAAGCUCAACUCAGACUUUCAAUGUCUAUUGAUCCUGAAAUCGUAUGUGUUUGUUCCCUAUGGGGUAUACGUCUUGUUGUAUUUACAAAAGCAGAACAUCAACACAGAAUAAGUCAUGUGGAGCACAGCAGUGUAAAAACAGGAAUUGCCAACGCCCUGGGUAAUAAAGGUGCUGUAGCAAUAUCCAUGUACUUCAACGGAACGUCCAUAUGCUUUAUCAAUUCACACCUUGCUUCACGGAGUGAAAGACUAGCCAGACGCAAUCAGAACUAUCGUGAUAUUAUAAAAGGCCUAUCUCUAGGGCAGAAACACCUGAAUGUAUUUGAUGUAACAAAUCAAUUCCAUCACGUAUUUUGGUUUGGAGAUUUAAAUUAUCGAGUUGAAGAAAACAUCCAUUGUGUUUUGAAUAAGCUACAAGAAGGAGACAUUGAUAGUUUGCUUAUUCUAGAUCAGCUUAAAAUGACCCAGGAUUGUAAAGAUGCCUUUGUUGGAUUCCGUGAAGAGGCUAUCACAUUCCUUCCUACAUACAGAAUGGAACGAGGGGCAAAAGGCAAAUUGGUUUAUAACUGGAGGAAAGUGAAAAAAACCACUGGAGAUCGUAUUAAUGUGCCUUCCUGGUGUGAUAGGGUUAUGUGGCGAUCUUAUCCUGGAACGUUUAUAGAAAAUAUAGCAUAUGGCUGUGCCGACGAUAUAUUGAGCAGUGAUCACCGGCCAGUAUUCAGUUCUUUUAAUAUUGGCAUAGCCUCACAGUUUAUUACCAACAGAGAAUCUUUGGUUGAUCAAACAUCUGUCCGCAUUAUCUUUGAUCUUGUCCAAGCAGAGAUUCGUACAUGUUCCAGCCAGUAUUUUGUUUUAGAGUUCUAUUCCAAUUGUCUUCCAAAUGUUAUUAGUAGUAAUCCUAACAAAACAUUUUAUGCGGAAAUUGCUGGUCUCUGCUGCCCCCAAUGGACAAAAGAUUCACUUCCUGAGCUCCAUCCAAUAUUUGGUGACCGAGAUUAUCUAGAAGAACAGCACAUAUUAAUCGCCAUCCGAACAAGAGAUGGUGACCAUGAAUCAUAUGGUGAGUGUGUGGUAACCCUUAAGGAUAUGUAUUCAGUGCAACCCGAGCCAUUUGAGUACAUGUUAACACAUUUAGGUGAUGAAACAGGAAUAAUAAGAGGCAAGAUGCAUAUAUACACUCCUGAAAGUGCUCCGAGACGACGCUCUUCAAAGAAAGUUUAUGAACUGGUUUCAAUCGAUACGGAGUAUCAUGAUCCAGAGCUUUAUCUUGUGGACUCCCCAAGACUUGAAAAGCUCAAUGAAGGGCGUUAUGUCAAUGCACCUCCUUUUAAUGGAUUCUCUGGAGCAGGUUACCCUGAAACAAAUCCAGCUCCCGUACCCGCUCUACCCCCAACUACUACUAGUGUUGCUACUCAGGUAUACCCUCCUGAUAGCCAGCUCAGUGGUGAUCCCUGGCCAUUUGGCAUUACAGAUAAACAAGGUGUACUUACUUCCUUCGAGACUAGCACUGAUCCGAUGCUUGGUGCUUUGCCUCGUAAAGGCAAACCUUACAUGGGGCAGUCAAGUCUCGAAGUAGGUCAACGUCCGAUGUUGCCUGCACCUGUAACUCCAGUUGGCAGUACUGGAACUUCCAAGAUGACAGAGAGUGCUGUAUUCAGUUUUAGUAGCACCGGUCCUGAAAGUGCUUCUGCAGAAGCAAGAGAUGCAACUAUGGCUCCUCCUGUUCCUACACCAAGGAAAACUAAGCAUCAGUCCGAUGCUGGCUAUGCCCAUUUAAAGAAGCCCGAUACAGUUCAGGAAUGGCUUGGUUGUCUUGGCCUGUCAGAAUAUACUAAUACUUUCAUCAUUAAUGGUUGGGACUCAAUCUCUUAUCUCGGCUACCUGACAAAUGAUGACUUAGUAAAUAUGCACAUAAGGAACCCAAAACACCGUGAUCGUCUCUUGCGCAGUCUGCAGGACAUGAACCUGAAGUUCACUGGUUGAUCCAGAUUAUCAACAAAUGAAUUCCAGCUCAAUAAAAGCAACAACAUUCAGCUCUGUGACUCUGCAAUAUCUUCCUUAGCCUUCCCUGUCUAUUUCUAUUUAUGCUGGCUGCUACAGGUUUUUUUUUUCUUUUUAGGAGGCUAGAUGAAUGCUUCAUGGUACAUAUACAUGUAUUGCAAUAGCAUUUACAUAUUAAUGAUUGUAAAAACUGUCACUCAAUCAGUCACACACAUCCAAACAUACACCACCAAAAAAUGUAUGUUUACUUUGAAGCUGUUUCUUUAGUUUAAUAGUACAGACACACACUUUUCAUACAAGCAUAUAUAUAUACUAAUGUACAUUUAUUCACUCAUACAAAUUGAAGUAUGAAUGUACAUUGAAGAUGUGACUCAAGUAAAAGAUAUUGAAUUCUUGAUAAGAA
Messenger RNA from Octopus bimaculoides (California two-spot octopus), 3950 nucleotides. RefSeq names its product phosphatidylinositol 3,4,5-trisphosphate 5-phosphatase 2A. Gene Ontology annotation, biological process: regulation of signal transduction; phosphatidylinositol dephosphorylation; regulation of immune response. The record is from RefSeq and is a predicted model, not a curated record. Lineage: Eukaryota; Metazoa; Mollusca; Cephalopoda; Octopoda; Octopodidae. Gene Ontology annotation, molecular function: protein binding; phosphatase activity.